AUGCCCCACCUCAGUGACAGACAGAAACAUGUGAACGUUCUACUGGAGGCCUUUAUCCUGAAGACUCUCAUUGAGGCUCAGGAAUCCACCAGCCAACCUGACACAGAUAGCACAGGAUCUGAUUGGGAGACAGAUUCAGAGAAGGAGGACAAUGGCAGCAGUACAUCGAGUGACUGGGGCAUGGGUGAGGAGGAUGAAUGCCCUGUAUCUGACAUGGUAAUUGAAGCCUGCCACCGGCUCUAUGAAAAUUUCUACAUCGAGGAGGGUCACAAAAUCCCAAAAACAUGUGAAAACCUCAAUAUGCUCCUAACACAGUACAAGAUGGGCUUCCCUGACAUCUUUCGUUCAUACCUCCGUAUUACGCCAGAGUGUUUUGACAGUCUUUUGGAGUCUAUUCAGCACCAUGAGGCCUUCCAGAACAAUUCCAACAACCCCCAGAUGCCUGUUGAAUGCCAGCUUGCGAUCACACUGUACCGUUUUGGUCACUUUGGAAAUGGCCUCAGCACCUUGAAGGUAGCGCUUUGGGCUGGGGUUGGCUAUGGGACUGUCUGCGAGUGCACCAACCGAGUCAUGCGUGUGUGCUGUGAUGAGCGUUUUCACCAGGUUGUUAUGCAGUGGCCAUCGGAUGAAGAGAUUCAAGAAGCCAAAGAUUGGGUUGAAGCUAACUCUUGCCCGGCCUGGCGUGAUGGCUGGUUAAUGGUUGAUGGAACACUUAUCCCUAUGUUUCAACGUCCCCAUCACUUUGGCAGUGCCUACUUCGACCACAAGUCAAACUACUCAGAGAAUGUUCAAAUAAUUAACACUCCAGACCUACAUAUUAUUGACUAUGGCAUUGGACUUCCUGGAAGUCAGCACGAUGCUACUGCUUGGCAGCACACACACUUACCUCAAGAACGCCAACGGUUGCUCAAGGAUGGCGAGUUUGUCUGGGCAGAUUCUGCAUACCCUGUUCGAACGUGGUGCCAGGCACCAUACAAGGAAACACUGCAUGGGGUAUCUCAAGGGUCGUUGGAGCUCCCUUCGUGGCCUGUGACUAUGAAUCAAUCACCAUGA
Molecule: messenger RNA, 1053 nt
Organism: Laccaria bicolor S238N-H82
Lineage: Eukaryota; Fungi; Basidiomycota; Agaricomycetes; Agaricales; Hydnangiaceae
Exons: 3
Coding region: 1-1053 (350 amino acids)
Source: RefSeq, a predicted model, not a curated record